UUUGUCUCCCAGCUCUCGUUGGUUCCCUCUCCUUUCUCUGCGCUCUCCGAUUGGCUCGUGGAAGUGAGCGAGGUGGGACUUUUUUAAAAAAACUGCGAAGGGUAAUUGACGGAAGGGGGGAGAAGAAUAAAAGGGGAAGAGUCGAUCUUUACCACUUCAACGCUGUGGCCACGCACUGCAGCGGCCUGAUUGGCUGGUGGAACCGAAGCCGUAACAUCCGGGUACUGUAUCGAAGCUAGCCUGGAGUAAGGCAGAAGGAGGAGCCAAGGGAGUGACGGACCAGAGAGGGAACCGCCCAAGUCUGCCAAAAGGGUUACUGCGCCUCCUCUUCUAGCAGAAGGCUGCAGACCAUGGCGGAGCCGCAGAUAGAAGAUGAAGGCGAGGAAGCAGCGCAGGGUCAAGCCAAGCAGGAACCAGCUCACCAGGCCACAGUGGCAGCCAAGAACCUCGCUAUCUUGAAGGCCCAUUCCUUUGAUGUCACCUUUGAGGUGGGGGACGAAUAUGAGGUUAUUGAGACGAUUGGCACCGGUGCUUACGGUGUAGUGAGCUCGGCACUCCGCAAGGAUACAGGACAGCAGGUGGCGAUCAAGAAAAUCCCCAAUGCCUUUGAUGUGGUGAUGAAUGCCAAGCGCACGUUGCGUGAGCUGAAGAUCCUCAAACAUUUCAAGCAUGACAACAUCAUUGCCAUCAAGGACAUCCUUAAGCCUUCUGUGCCUUAUGCUGAAUUCAAAUCUGUGUAUGUUGUGCUGGACUUGAUGGAGAGUGACUUGCACCAGAUCAUUCAUUCAUCUCAGCCCCUCACCUUGGAGCAUGUGCGCUAUUUCCUCUAUCAGCUCCUUCGGGGCCUCAAGUAUAUCCAUUCGGCCAAUGUCAUCCACCGGGACCUUAAGCCGAGCAACCUCUUGAUCAAUGAGAACUGCGAGCUUAAGAUCGGCGACUUUGGCAUGGCCCGGGGCCUCUGCACCAAGCCCGAUGAGUAUAAGUACUUCAUGACGGAGUACGUGGCCACUCGCUGGUAUCGAGCACCUGAACUGAUGCUCUCCCUGCACGAGUACACCCAGGCCAUAGACAUGUGGUCGGUCGGAUGCAUUUUUGCCGAGAUGCUUGGGCGGAAGCAGCUCUUUCCGGGGAAGAACUACAUCCACCAGCUGCAACUGAUCAUCACAGUCCUGGGGACCCCUCCAGCCAAAGUGGUCCACUCCAUCGGGGCUGACCGGGUGCGUGCCUACAUCCAGAGCUUGCCGUCACGCCAGCCAGUGCCGUGGGAGAGCCUCUACCAGAAUGCUGACCGGAAGGCCUUGCUCUUGCUCUCCAAGAUGUUGCGUUUUGACCCCCGAGAGCGCAUAUCAGUGGUGGAGGCCCUGAAUUACCCCUUCUUGGCCAAGUAUCACGACCCAGACGAUGAGCCGGACUGUGUCCCGGCUUUCGAUUUCGACUUUGACAAACGGGUGCUCACCAAGGAGCAGAUCAAGGAAGCCAUUGUGGCUGAAAUCAAUGAUUUCCACGAGCGCAGGGAGGGCAUUCGGCGGCAGAUCAGCUUCAAGCCCGCGCUGAAGCCGGCUGUUGUUGGUGGCUGUGAGGAUGCUUCCUGCCAAACAUUGCUUCUCUGUUGCCACGAUGUUGAUAUGCCCAGUGCUGGCUCGCCUCGAGCUGGAGAUGGUGACUAUGCUAUGGCAUCCCCCAUGCCGUACUUGCUGCCGGAGACUAUCGACCUCACCUCUCCUCCUGUGGCCUCUGCAGCCGUGCAGCCUGAGGUAAAGGCUGAAGCAGAGGCUCCUGCUGCUGUACCACCCAAGCGGGAGGGGGCCAUCUCGGAUGACACCAAGGCUGCCCUCAAGGCUUUUUUUUUUAAAUCUGCUCUCCGGAAUAAGAACAAAGAUACCCCCUCCACUGUCCCGGAGGUGCCCGAUAUCCGGAGACCAAUAACGGCGAAGGAGCGGCAGCGCGAGCGAGAGGAGAAACGCAAACGCCGCCAGGAGCGUGCCAAGGAGCGUGAGAAGCAGAAGAAAGAGAAAGAGAGGGAACGGAAGGACAUGUUGACAGAGAACGACCGGAACCUUCUGGAAAGGUGGACCAAAAUGGUCGAUCGUACCCAGCACAAGCCGGUCCAGAAUGGGUCUGCGAUUCCACCGCAGGCGACUGCUGCCAGCCACAUCUUGCCUCAGGCCCCUCCCCCCAACCCCUUGCCACCUCAACUGCCCCCCGCCAGCCAUAUACCACAGACCCCUUCCAGCAACACCCCUGCGCCUUCCGAUUUCCUGUCCUUCUCAGAUGAGGGGGUGCCUGGCUUGGGCGGACCCAAGUUGACCCUCGUUCCUGUGGGUGCGGAGCUAGCCCCCGUCCAGGGCUCCAGCGCCAAUGUGGUUCACUUUUUCCCAGCGCAGACUGCCCCAUUCCUGGUCGCUGCUGCCCCAGCAUGCCAAAAAGCCGCCCCCUCCAAACCGGAGUGCCUCCUCAGCGUUAAGUACGCCCCGGGCCAGAUCUUCCAAGCUCCGUACAGCGUUGCAGCCCUGAAUGCCUGGAGUGGUGUCCCCCAGUCUGAAAACUGGGCUGUGGCCGGGCAUCUGCCGGUGACUCAGCCAGAGAUGACGCCCUCUAAUGGCACGCUGCCGGAACAAGCUGUGAGUUACGGGCCCAGGGCUGGUGCAGAGCAGCCCCUGUUUCUAGCAGACAUGGGCAAGUCUGAACUGCCACCGCCAGGCUUGGUGGGGGAAGAAGCCCGAGAAGCCCCCCAGCACCAGGCGGCCUCAGGACAGCCAUCAGAGCCUCCAGAUAUCAAUGUGGUGACGCAGCAGUUGUCUAAAUCCCAGGUGGAAGACCUCUUGCCUCCCGUCUUCUCGGGAACCCCCAAAGGCAGCGGCGCUGGAUAUGGGGUUGGUUUUGACCUGGAAGAAUUUCUGAAUCAGUCUUUCGACAUGGUUGGGGAGAACAGAGAGAGUCAAGGCGACUCUGCCCCGCUCUCGGCCUCCCUCCUCGCUGAUUGGCUAGAAGUCCAUCGCAUGAACCCUGCUGAGAUGGAGUCCCUCCAGCAAGAGCUGCAGCUGGGCUCUCCCAUGAUCCUCUCUGAUAUUCCCGACCUGCAGGAUGCGUGAAAAGCUGGCUGUCCCUUCUGCUGUCUUCCUCGCUGUUUUCUUUUCGGCUGGGUGCACCGAACACCUGAGAUCCAUUCGGGUGUUCUUAACGGCUGGUCUGUUUGCCUUCUCGACUACUCUGGCUGGGAACGUCACCACAGUGCCUGCUUUUUUUUUUUUUUUUUACAGCAAAAGCCGGAUUGAGCUGGUGUUUUGGACUAUCCACCGAUAAAGGUCUGAGGGUGUCUCUGGUACACCUGUGUCAUCCUGUGUGGGUUGUUGUAGGAUGCAUGAAUGAAAGCUGUUCAGGUAUCAACCUCGGUAAACAAUACUAAAAGGGUGGGUGUGUUACCUGUUCCCUUUGGGAGAGGUGCCAAAGGAGCUCUUUCCUGACCCUUCACUGUGUUGUCCUUAACUCGUGCCCUAAAGCGUGGAUGCCUCUCUUCUCACAAUCAGGACACUGGAAGCUGUUUUGAGGGGAGAGUGUUCGAAUCAACACAUUUUUUUUCAGUGCUACUGAUAAAGGAAGAGAAACAUGAGUGCCAAAUGCAGCUCCCUGAGAUAAAAGGCAAACCAUGUUCUAAAGGUGGUGUGGGGAUCCUUUGGCCCUCUAGGUGUCGCUGAACUACAACUCCCUUCAGCCCCAACAAGCAUUGCCAAUAGCCAGGGAUGAUGGGGGGUGUUGUGGCCAGAGGGCCAAAUGUACCCCAUACUAGUGGUCCUUGUAUGAGAGGGAGACCGUAUCGGGGUAUGUGUGUGUGACAUAAAGAAAAGCCCUGCUGGAUCAGGCCAGUGGCCCAUCUAGUCUAGCAUCCUGUUCUCACAGUGGGCAACCAGAACUCCACAAGCAGGACCUGGGUACAAGAGCAACUCUCCCACCUUUGAUUCCCACCACCUGGCAUUCAGAAAUAUACUACCUCCUACCAUGGAGGCAGAACGUUGCCACUGUGGUUAGUGUAGCCAUUGAUAGCCUUAUCCCCCAUGACAUUUCUCUAAUCCUCUUUUUAAAGCCAUCCCAAGUUGGUGGCCAUCAUUGCUACAUCUCAUGGGAGCAGCUCUAAGGCGCUACCUUAUUUUGAAGAAAGUCGGUGGUUCAUUCUGCCCACUGUUGUGUAUUCUGACUUAGAUGCAGCUCCUGAGAUCUUGGGUAGAGGCUUUUACAUAAUUCCUUACACUGGAAAUGCCAGGGGUUGAACACGAGACCUUCUUCAACCUGGGGUGGGGAAUCGGUGGCCCUUCAGAUGUUGCUGGACGCCAACUCCCAUCAUCCCUGGCCAUUGGCCAUGCUUGCUGGGGCUGACGGGAGUUGGACGUCCCCUAUCGGGUUCCCCAUCCCUGUGCCAUAGCAUUUGCUUUGCCAAGGAGCUUUGCACCACUUCCCAGCCUGUUUAACUUUCUUCUCUAGUGGCUCUCUCCUUCUGGGACCAGUGGAGGCCUCGUGCCAGCCUUCCUGGUUGUCGCCUUAGGCGAGGCCACUUUUCCGGGUCUCUGAAAUGCUUGCUUUCCUGUGGGUGGCUGUGCUUCUUUGGAGGGCUGGUCUAUGUGCCAUGGCUGCCACACAAAGGUGGCUCGGGACAGCACCCGUUUCGCCACCUCUCCAUGUGAUUCCCUUUCUAGAGGGGACAGUUUGGGACAUGGAAAACUGUCCUAUACGGUAUGAAUACUGAUCCAGCCAGCCCAGUAUUGUCAGCAACUGUCCAGGGUUUCAGGUAGGGGGACUCAGCCCUCUCUGGAGAUUCUGGGACCUUCUCCAUGCAAAGGUGACUCACAUGGUCAGCUACUCCAGUGUGUGUGCGCGUCACAUAUGAAAAUGGUUUUGAGUGGCUUCCAGUUGGUUCUAACGGGGUAAGUGAGCCCUUGGUUAAAUAGGGCCAGCAAUGAAGGAUGCCUCUUAAGCUGCCAUCUUGCAACCCACCCGCCGUGUGGCACCCGAUUCUCUCUACUGAGGAGCCCGACAGUUCCCUUGCUUAAGAGCUGCUCUUUCAUGUAAAGAAUCUCCAGACUUGGAGGGACUUGGCAUAGCUGAAAAUGUAAGGUGGUGAUAGACCCAUUUUUACUAGGAUGAGGGUACCCCAAAUUUCCAGGAGCGCCUUUGCAAGCCUUGCAUACGUCAGUCCCCGAGAUCUUGUUUACAUAGAGAUCCAGAAGAUGUUAUUUGUUUUUAACACACACGCAGAGAUGAAAAUUCCAGUGUUGGGGGUCAUGGUGGCGGUGGGAAUCUUGUUUUUCUUUCCUGUGGAAUUGUGAAUUUUGCAUUGGAGAGGAAAGGUUACGUCUUCGUUCACAGUGGUCCACUAGUAAAACUCUUUGCUGCCCAGGAUUGUAGGGGAACAAUAACUAGGGCCUUGUUGACUUGAACUAAAAUUAUUUUGGGUUCAUGUAUUCCUGUUACAUUGAGAGUAGCCAUGGAUGUCUUUUUGCAGUCCUGGUUUGUCAAGUGUUAACUCUUCAGUUGCCUCUCCCUACAGAGAGAGUAGUAUUGGGUUUUUGCAUAGAUUUGUGGGAUGGUAUUUGGAUGCUUUUGGUGCUGGGAUAGCUGAAUGGAAAUACGAAACUCACCUCUGAAGAUCCAGAGGUCAGAAUUGAAAUGGAUUCUUGGGUGGGUGUAUUUUUUAAAAAACCUUUCUGUGCACAAUUUCUUUUGUCCCAAGCUUUGAGCGCUCCUGGCUCUGGUGUUGGAGGGUGUGUGUGUACGGUGCAUUUUCUCCCAAAUGAUGGUGGUGUCUUUUGAUGAUUUUUGUCAUUAAACUUUCUGUUAAAAUGGUGAUUUGUUAAAAAGCUAGAGCAAUGUAGUGCUCGUAUCGUGCUUCCCACAUUUCCUGUAGGGUUUGGGACUGGGUGGAUGACAAGAACACAGAAAGAGCCCUGCUGAAUCACACCAAUGGUCCAUCUAGUCCAGCAUCCUGUUCUCAAAGUGGCCAACCAGAUGCCCAUGGGUAACCCAAAAACAGGACCCGAAUGCACAGCUUGCUCCAUAACUUACUUUCUAGGAGAGCUAGAGACUUACUUUUUUAAAAAAAUGAAAGCUCAAAGUCUCCCCCCUUGUGAAACGUAGCAACUGGCAUUCAGAGGCUUCCAUGUGGGCUAGUUUCUCCUGGAAAAAUGAUGUUUGGACCAUAGGUCUUCCGUUGCCUAAACUGAAUGUUUGGUAAACAUUCCAGAUGCAGAGCACUGAGAUUCUCUAGCUUGGGGUGGAGAACCUGUAGCCCUUCAGAUAUUAGAGUCCAACUCUCAUCAGCCCCAGCCAGCAUGGACAGUGGUGGUUGGUUGUGAUGGAAGGCGUAGUCAAGCAACAUCUGGAGGGCUGCAGGUCCCCCAUCCUCUACUCUCUGUGACUCAAGAUGACUCUCUAAGACUACAUGGGCAUUAAAGCCUUGCCCACUGCUACUUCUACAUGGAUGAACUGCUUUGAGCCUGGCAUGGAAGUGAUUGGCCUGUGUGUUAAUUCAGAUCCUAACAUAGACCGCAGUUGGCUAUCUGCAAGUGUUGUCAACCUUUUUGGACCAGAGGGCACAUCUCAAAUUUUGAGAGAGUUCUGGGGGUGCCAGUCACAGAAUGGUUGCCAUGGGGGGCAGGGCAUAACACAAAAUUAGAAAGUAGUCAUGGUGAAGCUUUCCCCAUAAUUGUAUUUCCAUACUCGAAAAGGCUUGGGCAGUUGACUUUCUGUCUGCCAUACAACUGUUAAAGGCACAAUAACCUUGUUUUUCUUCAAUGCCAAACCUAAACCAAAGAUUAAGUUGCCAAACAACUCGCUUAUCAGUCACAGCUUUGACUUCACUCAUUGGCUAAUAACCCUUAGAGGCAGGAGGAGCCAGGCUGGCUCAUUUCACCUACAUUGCUUAGAAGGGUACCUGCACAUUUUGCUCCAUAACUUUCUUUCUAGGAGAGCCAGAGACUUUAAAAAAAAAAUGAAAAAAAUUAUGGGCUCCCUGCUGGGGGCACCACUAAAGGCCUUUGCAAGUGCCAUGGCACCUGUGGGGGAUGAGUCGGUGACCCUUGGGCCGCUGCGGUGUGGGCGCUUAGGUCCAGAUAAGGUCAAAACAAUUCAUACACCAGCUGCACAUUAUGGGUGGAAGGUGCAUGCAUAUGGGAGUUUGCAAAUCAAUUGGGAGAUGCUUGCCCAGGUGGAGCUGGUGAAAUUUCACUGAGAUCAAUGAGGCCUGAAUGACAGUCACCACAUGCUGAAGCUGGGCUUGGGUGAAGAGGCCUGUCGGGAGCAAUGGAUAUGGCUGCAAUGAUGCAAAGUUUAUAGGCCUACAGUCAGACCUUUUAAAUGCUCCUGCUUUGCAAAUGGGGGGAGCUGGUGGCUUGCUCUAGAACUUUCUAGUCUGAACUGUAUUGGGACUGGUCUGUUUUAAUUGCUUUGCUCUUUUUCAACAGCGAAGUUAUGUCUCAGGAACCUGAACAUACGCACUUGCAUAUUCUUGCAAAUCCAUGUGAUUUUUUUUUUUUAAAUUAGGCACUAAGGCUUCCGUUGUGCAACACUGAAUGCCCAGAUGAUUGCAACUGAAAAAAGAUGUGUUUGGAAUGCAGUCAGAUUCCUCAGUGGUGCAGUAGCAAAUGGAUCUAGAUCUUCGGCAAUUUCUUGCCAAAUUUGUACGAAUACAUCAGUUUGGAUUCUUGUUCAAACUCAUUGCCAGGAGUCAGGUUAUAAAGAGAGAAGCAGGCAGGAAAAACCUGAUUUGUCUUGUGCGGCUGAUCUUUAUGAUCCUUGCAUUCCUGGUAAGUUGAGUUCCUGUUCUACCUGAGGUGCUGUGAAAAGGAGCUGAUUCUUCACAGCAUGAGGUGAUCCGGUGUGUGAUGAGAAGGAACCGGAGGACACCUGAACUGGAAGCCUGGCCUUGGUGAAUGAAAAGCAAAUGCUUUUGAGUGAAAGACAUCAUUUUGAGGCUUGGAAUCUUCUGUGCGCCACCUCUGUGGCUCUGAUACGGGCUUUCUUGAACACUUUUGAGUCUCAGUCCUUGCCAGAAACUUACUUCCACUUUUGCCUUAUCUUGAGAAGCAAAUGGGAAAAAAAUUAGUAACCGGGAUCUGAAAAACAGUGAUAAAUCUGUUUUUCUUCUUAGUAAGAUAAGGUUCUCGUGUGAUUUUAUUUAGACAAGACUCUCAUUUCUUAUUACGAUGGAGCAGGAAAAUAUAUUAAUGUGCAGUAAUGAAAACUGGAUUUCUUGGUUCUGCUGAACCACCCAUAGGUUUUAUAGCUAGCGGUUGAAACUGAGUGAUGAGUAGAGAUGAAAUGCUUGCUGGUGUUUUGGGUUUUGCCUUUUCCUUCCUGUUCCCACCAGGUUUUUGUUCUCCAAAUCUUUUGGAGAGAAGCUUUAAAUAAAUAGUGGAUUCAUCCCAACGUCAAUAGAAAGUCGGCAUCAGGCAAGGGAACUUCCUGCUGUUUUUGUUGCUGAUUCCUUUCAUCCCAGUGGAGGAGGAAUGUUUCAGUACCGGAUAUUUCAUUUAAAUAUGGUUGGGCUGAUUUGCUCUUAAAGCGCUUCGCCCCAGAGGUCAUUGCAUUUAGCCUUGUAAUGUUUUGUUUUGCCAAGGAACUCACAAACGGUUACCCAGCUGCAGCCAGGGUGUGCCAGGGUUGCCCAACUGAAGCAAUGAAUAUGGGGCAGGAGAUUAAAAAACAAACUUCCACUGAAGCAGAGCUUGGAAAAGUUACUUUUUUGAACUACAACUCCCAUCAGCCCCAGCCAGCAUGGCCACUGGAUUGGGCUGAUGGGAGUUGUAGUUCAAAAAAAGUAAGUUUUCCAAGCUCUGCGCCAAAUGAAAGAUGAAGCAGUUGUGUGGAGAUCCUUCCACACACUCUAAUGUAUUGGAUUUCCCUUCUGCUCUGGGACAGGGGGAGAACGGGCCUGAGUCAGAGAGCACUGCUCGGAGCCAGAGGGCCCUUUGCUCUACUUCCGGUGUGGCUGAGUCACCUCCUGAAUCAACGUUUAUACCUAGAGGGGUCUGGUGAGUGGAAUCUUUUAAAAACUGCAGUGGCAGAGAGGAUGAAAAGCGUACACUUGUCCAUAAGAGAGACAUGGAGCGUGUGGCAUUAAUAAGUCUUCCCACUCAGGCGAGGCACAAUUAGUCAUUUAAAAAUUUAAAGCCAGAAUAUCUUCCUUCCUUGCCCAGAAUUGAGGUGAGAAUCCAGGGGACAGAGCAUGCCUUUUCCUCCCUACUAAGUAAGUUCCCCAAUUUGAACUUCUGUACAAUGAGAUUCUUUUGAAAACUAUUUCAUCCCUUUUCCUCCUUAUGGAACGUCUUGGUUGAAGGAGUUUCAAGAGGAAAAGAAUGGAAUGUGCUACAAAGCAUGGAAGGGCAGCCUUCAUACCAUUUUUUAAACGAGAAAGGCUUAAGAUUUUUUUGAAUAAUAAAAAGAUUCUCCCAGUUAAUAUUGUGUGGUGGUUAGAGUGAUGGAUUAUGGCCUGGACAACCAGGGUUCAAAUCCUCACUCAGCCAUGAAGCUCACUGGGUAACCUUGGGCCAGUCACUGCCUCUCAGCCUAACCUACCUCACAGGGUUGUUGUGGGGAUUAAAAGAAGAGGGGAGAACAAUGUACGCCACCUUGAACUCCUUGGAGAAAAAAUGUGAUA
Molecule: messenger RNA, 9646 nt
Organism: Rhineura floridana
Lineage: Eukaryota; Metazoa; Chordata; Lepidosauria; Squamata; Rhineuridae
Gene: MAPK7
Product: mitogen-activated protein kinase 7
Exons: 7
Coding region: 351-3092 (913 amino acids)
Biological process (GO): protein phosphorylation; cell surface receptor signaling pathway; intracellular signal transduction
Cellular component (GO): cytoplasm; nucleus
Molecular function (GO): MAP kinase activity; ATP binding
Source: RefSeq, a predicted model, not a curated record